Molecule: messenger RNA, 1503 nt
Organism: Fonsecaea nubica
Lineage: Eukaryota; Fungi; Ascomycota; Eurotiomycetes; Chaetothyriales; Herpotrichiellaceae
Exons: 1
Coding region: 1-1503 (500 amino acids)
Cellular component (GO): catalytic step 2 spliceosome
Source: RefSeq, a predicted model, not a curated record
AUGGCAACUUCACAAGCCAGUCAGGCCCUCAUUCGACGGUCAGCUGCGGACGAUGUCGCCCUUAUGCCCCCGCCCCCCCUCAAGCGCAUAAAAAGGCCACCAAAAGUUCUGGACGAGGAUGAAUAUACCCAGGCGUUAUCCGACAUCAUCGCCCGCGACUACUUCCCCGGUCUGCUCGAAAGCCAGGCUCAACACGAAUACCUGGCCGCGCUGGACUCUGGAGAUGAAGCUUGGAUCGUAGAGGCGGCGCAGAAAUUGAGACAAGCAGGAGCGCCGGCAACAGGCAGCAAGAGAAGGUCAGCGCGGAACACUCGGUUUGACAGGACCCCUUCAGCAACGCCCCGAGUGGCGGAAGAUACGCCGGUUGGGUACACCGGGAGUGAGACACCCGUCACGGUCGCCGGGACAGAGGUUGAAGAGGCAGGAGAGGAGUCACGAACGCAACAACUGGACACAUCGAAAUACUCGCUGGGCUCCUUCCAGGCGAAAUACACGUCCGAGGACAAUGAAUCAUUCAACACUCUGCUCGACAAACAAAAUCAAAAGCGCCGUGAAAAGCACGCCCACCUCUGGACCCAAGAUCAACGACUCCUCUCUGGCCGACAAAUCGCGUACCGUGCCCGCGAAGCCCGACUCCUCAAGGAGCGCGAAGAGGAUGAAGCGGCGGGAAAAUCUCUGGUGCCUAUAACGACGGGGGCGACAGAUGCCCGCCUCGCGAAACCGGACUCUUGGAAAAUCAAGCGGCCCGACAACACUUUGAUGUUCAAUGCGACCUCCGUGGACGAGGACGGGCUACAGACGGUGCAGGAGGUCAAGGAGCAAAUCUCCAAAGCCGGGCCAAAACACGUCGUCCACGCAAAUACACGAUUCCCGCCGAUGCAGUACGUCGACGAACCCGGGCCCGUGCCCGCUUCCCCGUCCCUCAACACGGAAAUCAUUGUGCAACGGACCACCCGCGGGGUGCAGCGAGGGGACGGCGAUUCUGCGACGACUACCGACUUCCCCGGAAGCGAAACUCCGCGUGUCAACGGCUACGCGUUCGUGGAGGAAGACGAGCCCGAAAACCUUGGCAAGGGGACCGAAUCUUCGGCCCCCAGUUAUCGCGACCUCUUGGCCGGGCAGGUCGGCGACGGCACACCCAACCCGUUCAAGAUCAGCGAGAUCCGGAAGAGAGAGGAUCUGCAUCUGCGCAUAUUGGAGAAGCAGGCGAGGAGGAAGAGGGAGCGAGAGCGAGAGACGGUAAAAACACCGGGACCGGCUCACUCUCUGUUUGGGGUCGGUGGGCAAACGCCCUCCACGGCGAUCGGUAGUGGCGGCGGCAACAUGACCCCGGCGGCGAGACGUCUGAUGGAGAAGCUGGGAGGCAAGACACCCGUGAGAGCCGGCCUCGGGCUCGAGAGCAGUGCUGGCAUCGAGGGAGUCGACGCAAAGGACAUGUGGACUCCUGGGCGGACUCCGCGGAGGCGACAUGCUCAUCCUCAUCCUCAUCAUGCUGGAAAGUGA